CAUGUAUAAAAGAGCCGAGGGCUUCACAGCUCCCUAUCCAACUUCUUCCUCUCGACUCUCCUGAUCAUUCAGCUUGACCUUCCAAAGAGAAGAAUGUCCUGCUCCAGCCUGUGCGUCCCUUCCUGUGGGGUGGCCGCCCCAUGCCCAGUGGCUGACACCACCAACGAGCCCUGUGUGCGUCAGUGCCAGGACUCCACGGUGGUGAUCCAGCCCCCGGCUUCUGUGGUCACCUUCCCCGGACCCAUCCUCAGCUCCUUCCCACAGCACAGCGUUGUGGGCUCAGCUGGAGUCCCUGCUGUUGCUGGGGGCUAUGGCGGCAGUUAUGGAGGCUAUGGUGGGUUUGGAGGCUACGGUGGCUACAGAGGCCUUGGUGGCUAUGGAGGCCUGGGUGGCUAUUGGGGCUAUGGAGGCUAUGGUAGCUGUGGAGGCUACGGAGGCUUUGGUGGCUACGGAAGCUUUGGGGGCUGUGGAUAUGGAGGCUGGGGCCGAGGUCUCAGGUCCUUCGGUGGUUGGUGUGGCGGCUGGUAAGCCCCACCUGGCACCAGCCUCAGACAACAAAGAGCUCCAGGAAAGCCCAUGGCACAUUCCAACUUGACGAUACCCUAUAGAAGAACCUCCUUUCAGCAAUGCUGGAACCCAGAGCUUGGACACCUCUUGCUUCUUGGAGCCCAGCUCUGCCUUCCUCCUGCUCUGCUUGAACAUUCCUUCAAGACUCGUUGCCGCCUGAUGACAGAGACCCGCACUAGGUUCCUGCUCCUGCACCAUGGUUGAUGCCCUUUUUGGCUCUGCCCACUGCCAGCACUGGUGGGCUGACCAUGCGCAGGGCUCUGCUCUCGUCCCACCUCCUUUCCCCUUAAACUGCAAUAAAAGUUGUGUUGCAUCACA
This is a messenger RNA of Melopsittacus undulatus (budgerigar), 885 nucleotides long. RefSeq names its product claw keratin-like. NCBI's taxonomy places the organism in Eukaryota, Metazoa, Chordata, Aves, Psittaciformes, Psittaculidae. Gene Ontology annotation, molecular function: structural constituent of cytoskeleton. The coding region runs from base 94 to 528 and encodes 144 amino acids. The transcript has 2 exons. The record is from RefSeq and is a predicted model, not a curated record. Gene Ontology annotation, cellular component: intermediate filament.